ACUAUUUGCCCAUCCCUAACCUGCACCCCUUCCCUCUCUCUCUCUUCUGCACCUGCAACACCCUCUUCGGCUUUCCGUUUUCUCUCCCCCAUUUUUAUCCCCCCUUCACCAUUCCUCUCCUAACCCCCACCCUCCUCUUCCUCCUCCUUAUCCUGCACCCCAACCCAAACCCAGACCGAAACCCCCACACCCUUCCCUCCUUCUCUCCAUUCCUCCUUAUCCUAUGUUCUCAAAUAACAAAUAUAUCCUCGCGAGCACAGUCUCUCUCGGUUCGAAUUGAAACCCCCAAAACCACUCUCUCUUAAACCCUAACAAGAAAUUCACUCUCCUCUCGCACACCACCGAGCUACCCUGCCAGCAUCUUUAGAACUUGAUCUGAUAUAAAAAAAAAAAAAUCCUCCCAUCUUCUCGCACUCUUCUACGUCUCUCGGCAUCUCUCUCGUCGGGUCUCAGCAGGCUUGAAGAUUGGAAGAAGGUCUCCGAUCCUAACAAGUACUUUGUCUCCGACUUCGUUGGAAUGGAGUAGACAGACUAUGAUCUUGGUUGUGACUAACUAGGGCUCUGGUCUUUAACUUAAGAACGUUCGACUUCUUGUCACAGUGCGAUUGGAAAGGAGUUGGCAGCAGGAAACACAGUCAUUUGAACUUGUAUCGUAAUGGGGGAUGUCGUUAGUAAAGCUGCAAAUGGGGUCGGCGAUCUACUUGAGAAAGCAUUUUUGGCUCCAUUUAAGACUAUGUUCAAUACCUCGUGCGAGGAUGUUUGUUCAGGACCCUGGGAUUUGAUUUGUUUCAUUGAGCAUCUUUGUGUCUCCAAUCUAUUGAGACUGUUAAUGAUAUCGAUUCUCUGCUACAUAACUUUGUUGUUCUUUUAUCUAUUAUUCAAGCUGGGAAUCUUCCAAUGCGUUGGAAAGAGCCUAUGUAAAAUGUGUUGGGCUGCAUGUGAGACAUAUUGGUUUGCAUUGGAAGAUAUUACUUGUUUCUUGUGGUACAAGCUAAGGAACACUAGGAGGAUAGACCGACGUCGUCACCGCCAUUGCCGCCGCCGCCAAUUUCGAGACAUAGAACAAGGCUUCAGUUCGAGUGAAGAAAAUGACUUGUGGGAUAACCAUCAUAACUUAAACGUCAGUAGAAAGCGGAAGUCAGUCAGCAGGAGAAGAAAGGACAGGCUGCAGAGCUCGAUUUACCCUUCAAGUAGGCAUGAUGCUCGCAGCCAUCGCCAUGUAAGGUUAAAGUCUAGGGGAAGGUCUGUUCGUGUUGUGGGCAGGUCUCGAACGGUGAGAAGUUCUAGACGUCUUCAAUUAAGCAAGGUGAGAACUGUUGGAAGGCAAGCCAGAACUUUGAAGAGGAGGAGAAUUAGAUGAUUGUCUGUGAUUCUGAAAUUAGUUUGGAACUAGUAUUGUAUUUUGAUUAGUUGAAUUUAAGAUAUGAUAUAUUUGAUGAA
Messenger RNA from Pyrus x bretschneideri (Chinese white pear), 1440 nucleotides. RefSeq lists its product as uncharacterized. The record is from RefSeq and is a predicted model, not a curated record. Lineage: Eukaryota; Viridiplantae; Streptophyta; Magnoliopsida; Rosales; Rosaceae. The coding region runs from base 656 to 1360 and encodes 234 amino acids. The transcript is spliced from 5 exons.